Tigriopus californicus is the source of this 1359-nucleotide messenger RNA. RefSeq lists its product as uncharacterized. The coding region runs from base 119 to 1207 and encodes 362 amino acids. The transcript has 3 exons. Lineage: Eukaryota; Metazoa; Arthropoda; Copepoda; Harpacticoida; Harpacticidae. The record is from RefSeq and is a predicted model, not a curated record.
GACAGUCAUAAAUGGACUAAACCUGAAGGGAACAAGACAUUGUCAAGUCCUUUGAUGUUUGAAUGUCGGCUGUUAUUGGCUGAAGCUGUUGGUAUUCAAAGCAAUCCACGGACUUGAAAUGGAACUUGUUCUUCGAGGAUUGAAGUUCAUUCUAGCGGUGGCUUGUUUGAUUGGGUUUGUAUGGCAGAUUUUGGAUCUCCUAGAAAAAUGGAUUGGGGCCAAAACAACGGAAUCUAGUACUUGGAGCUCUUUUCAAACGAUGCCUUUCCCCACGUUGUUAAUUUGUGACUACGAGGGUUUUAUCGAAACUCAACCAUUCUACCACGAAGAUUACAGGGGUAUUGCUCGUAAGGUUGAAGUGCAGGUCAUGCCUUUGGAGGGAACGCAAGUCAUUCCAAACCAUACGGUCAAAGAGUUUCCAACAAUUUACAGUGGAAUAUGUCAGCUGGUCACAUUCAUCGAUGAAUAUCCACCAUUCUCGCCCAUUCAACUGGCUUUGAGAGCUAAGAUUUCGCACGUUGUCUAUUUUCUGACCCCGGGAAUGGAAUUUUACUACAUAAUGCACGCCAUUAUCAGAGCCCAGCCCGAAGUUGUCGUCGAACAUCCUACUCAAAUUGAGAUCUCCGUGCAGCAAGAUAUCAAGAAGGAUCUGCCUUGUUUGGAGGGUAUCUCGGACGAGGACCAAGCAGAAUGCAUGCGUGGGAAAGUCCGGCGAAACAUUGACAUUUUUAACACAACAUGCUUUUCCUACCCGGUUUGGUAUCAUUUUCCUGAAGGCAAACUGUGCAAUUCCACUGAGGAUUUGCAAAAUAACUUCUGGGUGGCCGCCAACAUUCACACGGUCCCGGCUUAUGCCUAUAAAGAGGAGGGUUGUUUCCUGCCUUGUCAGAGGACAACUUAUGCAAUACACGCCGUACCUUUUGGAGACCGUGCAACUAAAAGCGAGGAUUGGUUCACCCUGGAUCUUUUAUUCACCACUGAUUUGAUCAACAUUAAGAGUCGUGUCUCUUUGACUUACUUCUCAAUGAUAAUUGCGAGUAUUGGUGGAGCCAUGAACUUGUUUCUAGGCCUCUCGGCAUUCACAGUACUUCUGGACUUCAUUAACAAGAUGCAUGAUGCUUGGCAAAAGCGAAUGACAGCCAGACAAGCAUCAGUGGCAGUGAAAACGCCUGAAAUUCAAAUAGUGAAACCUGUAAUGCUGUUUUGAAUCUUGUGGCUCUUUUCUAACAUUGCAUCUAAAAAGUAAGCAUAUGUAAUGUUCAAAUAUUUCUUCACCAAAUGCAAUUGGACUGCACACACAGUUUUUUUAGAGACAUGGAUGAAAAUUUCGUGUUAAUGAAUAAAACACAUUGAAAUGAA